CUGAUCAGAUCCGUAUGAUCACAUCAGAACAUGCAGAUCAUGAGAGGAACUUGAUCAGCUUGUUUUGAACCUUCAGGCAGAUCAUCGGUUAGUUCAGAUCAUUUUCUUUAACGAACUGAACUUCCUGUUGUUGCUUCCUUGGAGCUGUGAUGUCGGCGAAUUACUGGGAAUUCUGACAAUGUGGCGUCUCAACAUUCUGCAUGUCGGUUUUAUUGACUCUCAUGAAGCUGAUCAGAGUAAACAGCUGAUCCUGAACAUGGCAGACAGAUCCGUCCUUAAAACCUUCCUGGUUCUGGUUCUGGUUCCUCUGCUGGCCGUUUCUGCAGCAGAUCCAGAUCCAGUUUCCUGUGUUUUCAGACACAGCUGCCUGCUGCCCUGUCAGUUCCAGUCCGGCUCUGGACCGGAAAUCCGCUGGUCCAACCCGUCAUCAGCUGGAGAGCUUCUGGUUCACUCCUACUAUGACGGCCAGGACCAGCUGGAUCAGCAGAACCAGAACUUUCAGGGCCGGACGUCACUGUUUCUGGAUCAGAUCUCCAGAGGAAACGCCUCCCUGCUGCUGAAGGAGGUGAAGAUUCAGGAUGAGGGAAGAUAUAAAUGCAACAUCAGCACCAGCACGGGAUAUAAAGACUCAUUUAUAAAUCUGAAAAUAAACGCUCCAGUCUCUGACAUCAGGAUCCAUCAGGAUGGAAACAGGAUCACCUGCAGCUCAGAGGGGAUCUACCCUCAACCUGAACUCACCUGGUCCACUGAGCCUCCAUCCAACACGGCUCUGCAGAACAGAACCACAGUCCAUCAGACUGAGGAGAAGCUUUAUGACAUCAGCAGCUCUCUGACGGGUCCAGAUGGUUCUGAUCUGACCUACAGCUGCAGCAUCAGAACCAGGAGCAACAGGAAGACAGAAACCCUUAAAAAAGGAGAAUCAGCAGGAGGUAAAACCUGGAAGGUGAUUCUGGGUCUGAUUGGACCAGCAGCAGCAGGAGCAGCAGCCGCUUUUUUAAAGAAAAAGUGUAAGAAGGAUGGAAACAAGGAGAAGGGUGAUGAGAAGAAGAAGAGCAAGGACUCAAAAAAAGGAGAAUCAGAAACAUUUGGAAAUUUUAGUGAAGAGUCAGACUCAGUUGACUUUAAGCCUUCUAGAGCAAUAAAGAUGAUAAAGGAUGACAUAAAAGGAGAAUUUGAUAAAGUAAAGAUGAGCGUGACCACGGAGGAACCAGAGAGCGCUGCAGCCAUUACAGAUGAGCUGCAGCAGCGAGGGGGCGGAGCCUAAUGGAUGAGCUGCAGCUGCGAGGGGGCGGAGCCUAAUGGAUGAGCUGCAGCWGCGAGGGGGCGGAGCCUAAUGGAUGAGCUGCAGCUGCGAGGGGGCGGAGCCUAAUGGAUGAGCUGCAGCUGUGAGGGGGCGGAGCCUAAUGGAUGAGCUGCAGCUGUGAGGGGGCGGAGCCUAAUGGAAGCUGGAGGAGAGGAAAAUGACAUGAAUCCACAGUGAUAUUGAUUAAAUAUCUUUCAGGUUCUAAAACUAUUAAAAGGUUUUUCUAGAGGAAAUGUCUAAUUGAAACUGGUUUGUUGCUUCCUUUUACUUUUACCUUUUUUUCUGAGCGUUUAUUGCAGCAUGAAGAUGAGACGUUUAUUCUGUUUCAGCUUUAAGUUUCUAAUUGUUUGAGAUAAACUGGUUUAUUUUGUGAAGUUUAAUUUUUAUUUUUCAAAAUAAUAUUAAUAUGACAUUUUGGGGUUUUUUCUAGUUAGUCACAAUAACACAGUAAAGUUUUGAGAUGAUAAAAUCAUUUUAUUGACAAACAAAAAUAUUGAGGUUUUGUUUAAAGUAACAACAAAUUUCUAGAUGUGAAAAUUGUGCAAAAGUCAACAUUUAUGUCAAAUAUUUUACUUUUCCUCAGUUGUGGUGAAAACAGAUCUUAGUUCAUGAAUUUAAUUAGCACAAAUAAAACAAGUUGCUUUGAAAAGAAAUGAUGAAAUUAUAAUCUAAAGCUAAAUGUGUGAA
This is a messenger RNA of Poecilia reticulata (guppy), 1990 nucleotides long. Its product is annotated as butyrophilin subfamily 3 member A3-like. NCBI's taxonomy places the organism in Eukaryota, Metazoa, Chordata, Actinopteri, Cyprinodontiformes, Poeciliidae. The record is from RefSeq and is a predicted model, not a curated record. Gene Ontology annotation, cellular component: external side of plasma membrane. Gene Ontology annotation, biological process: cellular response to lipopolysaccharide; immune response; positive regulation of T cell proliferation.